This is a messenger RNA of Aptenodytes forsteri (emperor penguin), 2371 nucleotides long. Its product is annotated as claudin-19. The record is from RefSeq and is a predicted model, not a curated record. NCBI's taxonomy places the organism in Eukaryota, Metazoa, Chordata, Aves, Sphenisciformes, Spheniscidae. The coding region runs from base 1 to 678 and encodes 225 amino acids. Gene Ontology annotation, molecular function: structural molecule activity. The transcript has 5 exons. Gene Ontology annotation, cellular component: bicellular tight junction; plasma membrane. Gene Ontology annotation, biological process: cell adhesion; bicellular tight junction assembly.
AUGGCGGCGUCUUCUCUACAAAUUUGUGCAUUGCUGCUGGCUUUAGCAGGAUUCACCAUUAUACUUGUUACUACCAUGUCUAACAGAUGGAAAAUUUCGGACACUGCAACAAUGCUAGUUACUGCAGACUGGAUUUCUGAAGGUCUUUGGAUGGACUGUGCAGUGACUGCUUUUGGAUCAAUACAGUGCAAGAAAUUUCUCUACAUGUUGAGUUCAGACAUUCAUAUUCAGGCAUGCCGUGCCUUGAUGAUUGCUUCCAUCCUUUUGGGAUUCAUAGCUACAGUACUCUCAUUGCUUGGUUUGAAGUGCACAAACGUUGGGUUGAGCGAUGAAGAUGGAAAAAUGAAGUUUGCUGUCACAGGAGGAUUUCUCUUUAUUUUAGGAGGUCUCUGCUCCAUGGUGGCCGUUUCUUGGUAUGCUGCGAUGGUUACUGCUCAAUUUUUUGACCCAUUGUACGCUGGAACCAAGUAUGAACUAGGAGAUGCUCUGUACUUAGGCUGGGCUGGAUCUGUUCUUUAUACGCUUGGUGGGAUCUUACUGACCUGUUCAUGCAAAGGGAAGAAAAAACAGGAUUACAGUUGCAACAAAUACGCGUAUUCAGCAGGCCAGGCAGCUCAGCAGCAGCGCAUUUACACCAAAAACCCUGAGACAGUCAUAAGCAACAAGGAGUACGUCUAAACUUAUCUUUUACAUCACUUGUAACGUUAGUAGGUUAUGAACUCAAAUAAAAAAGUGAACUACUUCCAGGUUUCCGGUUCCAAGUUGCAAUCUUUCAUCUUAAUUUGGAGCAGUACAAGGAGGAGGUAUGGUUUUCAAUGUAAAUAGGAAUGGUUUUCUGGGAAUGGUUUUCAGAUGUAGAUAAGUUUCUACAGAUAAUGCUGUGAUGUGAAAUCCUGCGUCAUGAAGGUUUUCUUCAUGCUGAGAAGCCUGGUAAAAUUUAACCAGAGAGUGCAGUGUAUCCUGACAAUCAAGAGCAACUGUUUCUAUGUCAGCUGACCCAAAAAUGCGGAACUGAUAUGCUGUAGCUGACUGCAAGUUAAUACGCCUCACAGUUAGAAAUGUAUUGUGUUUUCAUUAAUGUUUAGCUUUCUACUUUUGUUUAGCAGCUUUAGCUUUUGACAGGAAAUAAACUUUAUUCCACAGAUUGGCUGAAACAAAUUUUUUGAUGAGUGGUAUCCUGGCCAUUAAUAAGGAUAUAGUCUAUAUACUGUGGGCUUGAAGUCUCAUGUUAUACUGAAAUUCAUAUUAUGUAUGAUGAUAGUCAAGAUUUAUAAAAGCUACAAAAAAUUCCCGAACAACCACUCACCUCCAAAUCUGCAGAUGUGCAACAAAUUUCUUGUUGGUUGUAAUGCACAUACCAAAGAUAAACGAUACGGAAUGAACCAAACACAGCUGGGAGCGGAGAAAGCAUCUGGUGCAAAAAUGCCUUGUGAUAACUAAGAAGAUGAUAGCCCCAAUUUUUUAUUUUUAUUUCUAUGCUUUCAGCUUUUAAAAUAAUCCAAUUUUAACUUGAGCAAUCUUUAACUUUGGGAAAUUCUACUGCAUGUGAAUUGUCUAAUUAAUGUAAUUCCCCAGUGGCUUUAUUCUCCGUCAUUGUUCCAUCAUUAGAAUUUCUGCCUUAAACUACGCCACUGCUGGGAGCAUAUGUUUGCCUUGUGUAAGCACUUAGACCGAUGACGAUGAGCUAACUUUACUUCGUAUUGAUGCUUUGAGCAACGUGGAAGGGAAUUUCACACUGCAGGUUCACAGGUUUCAUAACUUGUCCCUUUUAAAUUACAAAUGUAUUAAUGCAGUUUGACAAAAUACCUUCAUGUUUCUCUUUACUUUUAACGUCUUAUGAUAAACAUAAUUGUAGUGUCAUUUAGAAGCUUUGUGCAGCUUCCUUGAUAUCCCAGUGGAUAAUUUCACAGGGCAACCUGCAAGCAGUCUUAGAAACAAUUUAGCCAUGUUGCUUGCAUACAGAUACAGCUGACUUGUAAACUGACACAUUAAGGCAUGAAUUGGGCACUGAUAGAUCUUGCUAGGCUUAGUAAGGAGAGCUAAAAGGAGUGAGGAUUACUUUUAGAUUGCCCAUGUCAUCUUUUCCCCUCCACUAUCAACUACUCUUUUAAAAAUCAUCCCUUUGAUAUUUUGGAGAAUAAUUUCAAAAGCUGAAAAGGUACUUAACUUUCAUCGUGGGAGCUGAAGCCCUUACCAUUGUUGGUAUAUUCUGUCCUCUGGAUUUUUAGGUAAUUUUGUGACGGUGUUUUGUUCUGGGUGAACAUAAGGAAAAAUGCAGAGCUCAGGCAGCGACUAAGCAGUUCCAGUGUCAGUUUCCUACCAAAGGUUGUGUGAGCUCAUGAACAUGAAUUAUGAUCCAGUAGGGGAGCGA